Messenger RNA from Naegleria fowleri, 1971 nucleotides. RefSeq lists its product as uncharacterized. The record is from RefSeq and is a predicted model, not a curated record. NCBI's taxonomy places the organism in Eukaryota, Heterolobosea, Eutetramitea, Acrasida, Naegleriidae. Bases 1 to 1971 code for a protein of 656 amino acids. The transcript has 2 exons.
AUGAAUCUCUCGGACAACAUCAGCAAUAAUAGUAACUGUACAAUGACCAUGAUGACGAAGACGGAUCCCAUUUCAUUCAGAACCGAUUUUUUGGAAGGCUUUCAUCGAGUUCAUGUUGGCCAUUUUGCUUCAAUUCCGAUUGUGUUGCCAUCGAACAACAGCCAACAGUCAUCAUCAUCCAACCACAACAACAACAACAACAUUCAAGAUGAAGAAACUAAUUUAAUGGCCUCCGUGGAUGGAACUACUUGCUUUCUAGAUCAGGAUUACCAAGAUUGUAAAACUAGGCUCCUCAUGCAAAGCUUCUUCCUGCCAAAGGCUUCCAUUAUCAAUAUUUCAAAUUGUGGAAGGAAGGAAGUACAGAAUUUUAUCAAAAUGAGCAAGAGUAUUUCAGUUUUGGACAAGGCCAAUGAAGAAGUUGGAGUUGGCAAGAAUGAAUUUGCUUAUUUGAGUGACUUGUGGAAUCAAAUGUUCAAACUACCUCAAACGAUGCUCAAAUAUAGUGGCAAGCAUGAGAGUUUUUGGAGAGGAGGAAUAUUCUCCACCUUGUAUCGUUUUAUUACUCGUGAUUACGAACACAUUUUUGAUGAGAAUAGAGAUUUUCAAUGCAUCGAUAGUGGGUCAACUCAGGACAGCAAAUACUCAGGUGACCUAAUAACUUCUUCCUUCCUGUCAGGUGACAUUGUUAGUAAUAGUACCAACAUCAACAAAAUGAAACUCGAUGGCACCUUCUUCAUUGGCUUCAAUCAUCAAAGAAAUAAGGAAAUUCGUGAACUCACUCGUCGUAUGGUGUCUGCGUUGGCAACUGAGGCAUCGACCACGAGAAGUGUCAUCCUUCCUCAAACAACAUGCGUUGCUUCUGAUACCAUUGUAUCACCCACUUCAUCGAAACAGCAAAAGCAAUUUCUCGAUCAAGCCUUCCAAAGUGGAACCUUACUUCCUUUCUUUGGAUCUUGUGAGCGUAAUGACACCACUGGAAAUCAAUAUCAAGCCGAAAACGAAUUGAGUUUGAUGCUUAAAUUGUUUCUUGAGACUCAGUAUACCUUUUUCCAAAAGCUAGGCUCCAAACCUAAGAAACGUUUUGUUUCUGGUCUUACUUGUGUCGGUCCUCUUGUUACAUGCUUUGUGAUGCGAAGAUAUCAUACUGUUGUAGAAUCAUUCGAAAGUGAUAUCAGCUUGAAGAAGAAUAGUAGUAGCAAUGUUGAACCAAUUUACGUCAUGCAACCUUUAGAUACAUUCAACUUGUCCAACUAUGACGACUUGUUGAGAUGUGCCAAAUAUCUCACUGGCGUAAGAAAAUUAGGAGAAUCUCUUUUUGCGGAAGUGAGAAAUGCUCUGAGACAUCUUUGUGGCUUGCCUUUGUUGGGCAAUGAGAAAAAGACAUUAAACAGUGCUCAACAACUUUCAAAUGAGAACAAUCAAUCAGAUUCAGAUCCAAGUCAUGACAAUGGUUCUUUAGUAUCAUCCAAUCAUAUGGGAAAUGCUCAUAACCCUAAUGAGAAAGUCAAGAAUUCAAAUCAACAACAUGCCAAAUCUUCUUCAAAUGCCAGCAAAUCCAACGUGUCUGUUAACCAGCAACUGUCUGUAUCUCCAAAAGCAAACAGCAACAGACGAGAAGAAAGAACUCCUUCGAGUGGUGAAAAAAGAAAGCAACCACCCACGCCAGCGAAUGGCACCUCCAGCAUUAGUAGUAAUGGAACAGCCACGCAAGAAUCCAAGUCACAGUCUAGUUCACAGGUUCAAAAGAAGCAAAAAGUGAACGCCAGCACUGCCAUCUCACCAGAGAGAACUUCUAGACCAGCAGCGGAACAAACACCAGGAGAGCUGACGAUGAUGAACAGCAACAACAUCACCAAUAAUGAGGAGACAAGUCAAAGGUCCACUCAACAAGAUUCUGUUUCCAGCAGUGCUAACGAUAGUGAACGAAUGAUUGUGGACAAUCAUGAAGCUUCAAGUGACCUUGAUGAGUAG